Adineta ricciae is the source of this 2535-nucleotide messenger RNA. Lineage: Eukaryota; Metazoa; Rotifera; Eurotatoria; Adinetida; Adinetidae. The record is from the annotation of a GenBank genome assembly.
AUGAAAUCAACUGUGAACGUUUCCUUUACAUUGCAAGUUAUAAAAUUAUUUAAGAAGAAAAAACAAUUAUCAACAUCCAUUAAAAUAAAACGAUCUGAUGGUCGAGUACAUUUAGCAAAAGUUGUUCAACUAUCACCAGAGUCGAAAUCAGUCGGUGUCGAAUGGAAUGAGAAUGGCGAAGUGAAAGGCAAAGAAAUUCUACUCGAUCUUGUCUUCGAGCUUAAUAGUGAGUUACGUCCAAACGCAGUAUUUAAACAACCAGCACCAAUUACAAAUCAACAAGUUCGACCAACGGCAGCCGUUGCAACACUUCCUUCUAGUGGUUUAUCAUCUAGUCGACUAACAUUAGACAUCGAUACACUAGAACGUGAAUAUAAUUCACGCCCACCACCGACGCUUCCGCCACAAUUGAUGCAAAAAAUCCAGCAACAUCCAGUGUCUAUUCAAACAACUUCCACGCCACUUCCUCCACCACCACUUAACGGAACUGUUACAUCCACUUCGCAUCAUCCAAAAACAAGCUAUAUACCAUCCGGAACAAAUAAUUCAUCAGCCGUUCGUUCGAUUCGUCGUCCUGCUGCUCCUCAAUCAACAGCACCGUCGAUAUCGAAAAUAGCAACACCUUCCUCUCCCAUUCCACCUCCAACUCCCACUGUUGAACAACAACCACCUCAGCCACAACUACAGAUUCCACCACCAGCAAAUAACAAAACUGAACGUCGUCUUUCUCGUCUUCAUGUUGUACAACAAUCAUCGUCAACAAACACAAACAGCAAUGUUGCACCGCCUGUGCCUGAACCACCUUCAUCCAUUGGCCUACACGGUCCGUUUGGACAGAUGAUUCUCGAUUAUCGUUCUACAUUAACUUAUUGUCCCACAACAAAUGCAAAUAUGAAUCAACAACAAAUCAAUCAAAAAGAUCUACGUAUUUGCGUUGCUGUUCGAAAACGUCCAUUGAAUAAACGUGAAAUUGCGAAGAAAGAUAACGAUGUGAUUACCAUUCCAAAUAGAGAUCAUUGUCUCGUUCAUGUGCCAAAAUUGAAAGUUGAUUUAACUAAAUAUCUAGACAAUCAAACAUUCAAAUUCGAUUAUACUUUCGAUGAAAAAGCUUCCAAUGAAUUGGUUUAUCGUUGUACAGCGGCACCAUUAAUCGAUACAGUUUUUAAUGGUGGAAAUGCAACUGUCUUUGCUUAUGGUCAAACAGGAUCUGGUAAAACAUUCACAAUGGGUGGUGAUUUACAAUCGGCUAAGACGGAUUAUUCACAUGGUAUUUAUGCUCAAACAGCGCGUGAUAUAUUUCAUCGUCUAUCGUUACCACAAUAUCGAACAUCUGUGGAAACUUUUGUUACGUUCUAUGAAAUUUAUUGUGGCAAAGUGUUUGAUUUACUCAAUAACAAAAAACGUCUCCGUGUCCUAGAAGAUCAAAAAGGUCUUGUUCAAGUAUGUGAUCGAAAAGAGCAACAAGUCAAAUCUGUUCAGGAUGUAUUAAACAUCAUUCAACAUGGUAUGAGUAUUCGAACAUCGGGUACAACAGCUGCCAACGCUAAUUCUUCUCGUUCACAUGCGGUUCUUCAGAUUAUUCUUAAAACAGCGUCAACUGCUUCGGUUACUUCAAGUGUAUCAGGAUCGUCACGAAAUAACAAUCAUAAUAAUCCAGCUGUAUUACGUCGUCCAAUGAAAGAAGUUGGUAAAAUGUCAUUGAUCGAUUUGGCUGGUUCGGAACGCGGUAAAGAUACGGCAAGUGGUGAUCGUCUUCAACGAAUGGAAGGCUCAGAAAUCAACAAGUCUUUACUAGCAUUAAAAGAAUGUAUUCGUGCAUUGGGUCGUGGUGAUGGUAGUCAUGUACCAUUUCGUGGUUCAACAUUAACAAAAGUCUUACGUGAUUCGUUUAUUGGUGAUAAAUCCAAAGUGUGUAUGAUCGCAAUGGUUUCACCAACACAUUCCGAUGUUGAAAACACGAUGAAUACAUUACGCUAUGCAGAUCGAGUGAAAGAACUACGAGCUGGAAAUAAUGGUGCGGGUUUGUCCAAUGAUGACGAUGAAAUAAAAAUGGACGGCAUGUCAAAAGCGUUGCCAAUAGAUGAUGACAAAGAAAAUAAGCGCCGUCAUCAUCACAGUCAUUAUCCUCAUCAUCAUGAUGGAUCUGCAUCGUCAAAUGAUAGUACAAGUUCAUCUUCGAACGAUCUAUAUGACGACGAAGAACAAGAUGAAGCAUCCGCUUCAUAUGCAGCACAAGUUGAACAUUUACAAGAAUAUGAAGACGCUUUGUUCGAUUCUUGCCAAGAUGUCCUUACGAAUAAAGAGCCCAUAUUAACGAAACAAUUGCGUGCAAUCGUUAAACAAGCACAAGAGACGGUCGACUAUGAUCAAGAAAAAUUUGUUAAUCAAAUGCGAGAAAAUUUACUUCAACGUCAACAAGCAUUGACUGAAUUACAAACACGCUUACAAGUAUUCGCCGACUGUCUUCAGCAAGAAGAACAAGUUGCUGCAGCACAGAGAAAUAGAAAACAACAAUCAAAUGGAACUAUACAUUAG